Molecule: messenger RNA, 1311 nt
Organism: Diachasma alloeum
Lineage: Eukaryota; Metazoa; Arthropoda; Insecta; Hymenoptera; Braconidae
Product: pseudouridine-5'-phosphatase
Exons: 5
Coding region: 362-1057 (231 amino acids)
Molecular function (GO): phosphatase activity
Source: RefSeq, a predicted model, not a curated record
CGCGUUUCGCAAUCGACGUAGUAGCAGUAGCAGUACUGCAACCCUAUCUAAUUUUGCUUUACUGCAGCUACGGUAGUUGAUUCCGAAACGCACCCUUAAUAUAUCCUCUCAACCCGUUGCCAUUCCACGAGGCAUUGUUCCAUUGGUGAGCAACGAGUCAACUGGUAACCGUCCAAAUUCAUUAUCGAGAAGUAACAUUUGACACCUCUGUUUAUGAAUUACCCCAGCACCUCCAACUGUCAAUCAGAUUAAUUCGAGUUAAUUGAUAUAUACGUCACGAAUUUGGCCAAGUGAAUCAGAUUAGUCUGUUGUAAUAACUAGUUAUUGGCACUGAGUUCGAUUGUGGGAUUAAGUUAUAAAGAUGGACAAUUCGUACAAUAAAGUCACGCAUGUUUUAUUCGACAUGGACGGACUUUUGCUGGAUACAGAGUACCGGUACACAGAAAUUUACAACAGAGUGAUCAGAAAAUACGGGGAUUACACAUUCACUUGGAACCAUAAGGCAACAACGAUGGGCUUCCAUCCUAUCGAGAGUGCAAAAAAGGUCAUAGAAAUAUUCAAUCUCCCAACUACUCCCGACGAAUUCAUGGAACAACUAACUCCACACUACCAGGAGCUAUUUCCACAUAGUCAACUGAUGCCAGGUGCAGAGAGAAUCCUCCGCCAUCUCCAUAAGCACAACAUUCCGAUUGCCCUGGCCACGAGCUCGGGCGAGACCAGUUAUGAGUUGAAGACAAAGAAAGUUAAACCAAUGUUUGAAUUAUUUCAUCACAAGGUCCUUGGAGGAUCAGAUGCUGAAGUUAAAAAUGGUAAACCAGCACCCGAUAUAUUUCUGGUGGCGGCCCGCCGAUUUCCUGAUAAUCCAGAGCCUUCGAAGUGCCUAGUGUUUGAGGAUGCACCGAAUGGUGUUCAAGCAGCUCUAAGUGCAGGAAUGCAAGUUGUUAUGGUACCUGAUCCAAAUUUACCAAGGGAACUAACUAAGAAAGCAACUAUAGUUCUUGGGAGUUUAGAAGGAUUCAAACCAGAACUUUUCGGCCUGCCUCCAUAUGACAAUUAACUAGAGCCCAUUCUUCAAUCUCCAAAUAGUUGAAAAUUCGUCAUCAAUCAACCAGAAAAAUUGACCAAGUGACGAUGGAAAAUUAAAUUCCAAACACUGAUGGAUAAUUUCAGUUCUCACAUUAUGUGAAGACACUGCAAUGAAUCGUCGCCAGGUGCUGACAACUAUGCUCUCCUUUCAUUUUUUGUUUGAAGAUUCCAAUACUUAUUUUGAUAAAUUGUAUUAUGUAUGCAAUAAAGUGGUUUCCAAGACUA